Messenger RNA from Nymphaea colorata (pocket water lily), 1943 nucleotides. RefSeq names its product probable pectinesterase/pectinesterase inhibitor 51. The record is from RefSeq and is a predicted model, not a curated record. NCBI's taxonomy places the organism in Eukaryota, Viridiplantae, Streptophyta, Magnoliopsida, Nymphaeales, Nymphaeaceae. Bases 19 to 1728 code for a protein of 569 amino acids. The transcript has 2 exons. Gene Ontology annotation, molecular function: pectinesterase inhibitor activity; pectinesterase activity. Gene Ontology annotation, biological process: cell wall modification.
UUCUCUUCACCUGACGCCAUGGCUCCUCUCCGUCUCCCCUUCCUCCUUUUCCUCUUGUUCCUCUGGGCCUCCGCCUCUGCCUCCGCUCCGCCACCGUCGUCGUUCCACCACCACCAUCACCACUCCCACAUCCACCACCACUCUUCCCAUCCCUCGUCCAGCCUCAGGGGUCCCUCCCCCGCCCCAGCGUCCGCCCCCUCCUCCGCCAUCAGCCAGGCGUGCUCCGCCACACGCUACCCUGACACCUGCGCCAUAACCCUGUCCCAAUCUGCGGCGGGCCACGGCGCCAUCGACUUGACCAGGUCCGCGAUCCUCGCCUCCGCCGCUUCGCUCCAGACAGCCCGAUCGACGGCCGACGCGAUCCUCGCGUCCUCCGGCUCGGACAAGAACCGCACCAACGCCGCCCGCAACUGCAUCGAGCUCCUCGGCUACUCCGCCCGCCGUCUCGGCGUCGUCACCGCACCGGGGGUCCUCGAGUCCCACGUCAAGGACGCCCGCGCGUGGUUGAGCGCCGGGUUGACCUACCAGUACGACUGCUGGAGCGCUCUCAAGUAUGUCAACACCACGAAGCAGGUGGACUCCGCCAUGGCCUUCCUGGCGGACCUUCUCAACGUCACCAGCAACGCCCUCAGCAUGGUCUUCGCCCUCGAUCGGUUCGGCACGGACACCGCCUCGUGGGGGCCGCCGCAGACGGAGAGGGACGGCUUCGUCCCCGCCACCGGCGCUCCAUCGAAGGAGAGCCCGACGCUCCCCUCCCGCCUCCAGCGCGGCUUCGACUCCCUCUCGCCGGACGUGGUGGUCUGCAAGGACGGCUCGAACGGCUGUCUCGGGACGAUUCAGGCGGCCGUCGACUCGGCUCCGAGUCACGGCUCGGCCUUGUUCGUCAUCAAGAUAAAGGAAGGGGUCUACGACGAGAUCGUCCGGGUGCCCUACGACAAGACCAACGUCGUCUUUUUAGGAGAUGGCAUGGGCAAAACCGUCAUUACAGGCAAUCUCAACGCCCAGAUGAUCGGCGUCUCCACUUACAAUACCGCUACAGUUGGAGUGAACGGCGAUGGCUUCAUGGCCAGCGGAAUAACAUUCCAGAACACUGCCGGGCCGGACAGCCACCAGGCGGUGGCGUUCCGGUCGGACAGCGACUUCUCCCUCAUCGAGAACUGCGAAUUCCUCGGCCACCAAGACACGUUGUACGUCCACACGCUCCGCCAGUUCUACAAGUCCUGCCGCAUCCAGGGCACCGUCGAUUUCAUCUUCGGCAAUUCCGCCUCCGUCUUCCACAACUGCACCAUCCUGGUCGCCCCCCGCCAGCUCUCGCCGGAAAAGGGCGCCACCAACACCGUCACCGCCCACGGCCGGACCGAUCCGGCGCAGGCCUCCGGGCUGGUCUUCGACAACUGCGUGAUCACUGGCACCGACGACUACCUGCGCUACUACGAUACGAAUCCGAAGGUUCAAAAAAGCUACCUUGGCCGGCCGUGGAAGCAGUUCUCCCGGACCGUGUUCCUGAACUCGUACUUGGAAAGGAUUAUCCGGCCUGAAGGAUGGGCGCCGUGGGAUGGUGAUUUCGCACUGAGCACGCUGUACUACGGUGAGUUCCAGAACACCGGGCCUGGCGCCAACAUCACUGGCAGGGUGCCGUGGAGCAGCCAGAUUCCGUCCCAAAAUGUCUACAUGUAUUCUGUUGAGGGCUUCAUACAGGGAAGCGAAUGGGCAGCAGCAGAUUCUUAGCUCUAUCUCUGCUUUUAUGUCUGUAUGUUGGAGAAAAAGGAGAGAGAGCAGUAGCAGUAAAAUAUCGAUAUUGGUAAUGAGUUGGAAAUUCUUUUGUCCCAUUCAUGGGGAUGCGUCAAUUUAGGCUUGUGCAAUUGUGUUAUGCUCAUUUGUGUACUAUCUAUUAGUAAAAGAAUUGUCACUAAAAUGACAUUUAUAGAUCCUUAGUUUUAGUC